Molecule: messenger RNA, 10286 nt
Organism: Anarrhichthys ocellatus (wolf-eel)
Lineage: Eukaryota; Metazoa; Chordata; Actinopteri; Perciformes; Anarhichadidae
Gene: pak4
Product: p21 protein (Cdc42/Rac)-activated kinase 4
Exons: 11
Coding region: 1998-3968 (656 amino acids)
Biological process (GO): protein phosphorylation
Molecular function (GO): ATP binding; protein serine/threonine kinase activity
Source: RefSeq, a predicted model, not a curated record
UUUAUUUAGGAAGGCACUGACAUUAUAAAAUGUAGAAGAAUAGGUCUGUGAUCUUGUGUUCAUGACAGUAAAUCUCUUUGAAGUAUCCCUCUGGAAUAAGCUUUUUAUUCACAUUAUGUGAGUUAAAACGUUGCCACUAUUUCAGCUGUUUGAGCAACAUAACAAAGACACAGAGUCAGUAUUUGGCCCAGUUCUGUAGCCAGUGUUGCCCAAAGGUUUGUUGUGUUUAGCCUCGACUGUCUGUGUCCCGUGUCAUGUCUUUGGUGAUGGAUCCGUUUAUAUUAGCAGGCAGACAUGGCAUUUCACAGCAGCCUGCCUUACAGCACUAUAAAUAGUAAUAAUUUCAGCCAUAGUGUCACAACCUGCUGUGAUACAAAGUGACUCAUAUGAACAUGUCAUGAAAAAGCUUUCGUGUAAAACUCUCCUUUCCUCACGAACCUAAAUGACUUACCGGAGAUGCAACGAAGAAGAAACUUUCACCACCUCCCCUUUAUUGUCCUCUCCUGAUGUUUAUAUCGCUCAAUCAUUCAAUGCAAGUGUUGACUUCAUAUUUUCUAUUUGGGGCAUUCAUGUGCUGUUUACUAUCGAAGCAGUAAUAGUCACUUAAGUAGAUUCAGUUUGACACUUGGACAUUUCAAAUCAACUAGAGAUGAAAGAAUUAGAUCAACGAAAAGUUAAUCGGUUAUUUCCUUAAUUUUUGCUUUAUUUAUCAUUGCAAGCUGAAGAUCCUUUGGUUUAGGACUACAUUAAGUUCUUCAAGCUACUUGUACUUUGUAGUAGAAGUAUUUUAUGCUACUUUAUACUUCUACUACACUACAUCUCGGAGGUAAAUAUUGUACUUUUUACUCCACUACAUUUGUCCGACAGUUUUAGUUACUUUACAGUAUCUCCAGAUGUGUUGAUUUUGAAGCCUGGAAAAUACAUCGUCACAAAUCUGAAAACAGCUGUUUUUCUUCAUAGAGAUACGUGCUCCUCACAAACGUAUGAGGAAUAAAAUAUGAUGUGUUGUUCUAGAUUAAAUAUAAAGGAUUCAAAAACAUCUACAACAGUAAAAUAAAUAUAUUUAAUUAGUGGAAGAAGUAGUAUUAAGACCAUGUACUAAACUAAAAGUAGCACUUGGUUUAUUCGUAUUGAUGCAUUCAUAUUUACAUCACUCACAUGUUGGAACUGGUAAAAGUAGCUUGUGAAUUUCUAAUCAAGUCAAUAAAGUUUUUUCUUCAUCUAUCACAUAUUGCAUCAACAGAAAUGAUGAUGAUGCAAAGUAACUAGCUGUCGGAUACAUGUAGUUUACAUGUCUUCACUGUAUAUUACAGUAACAGACAUUUCACCUCAGAAUGAGUUAUUGUACUGUUAGUACUGUAUGUACAGUUUGCUGAUAGGCUACUUUCACUUAAAUAAGGUUUUGAAUCCAGGACUUUUACUUGUAGUGGAGUAUUUUCACAUUGUGGUAUUGGUACUUUUACUUCAGUCAAGGCUCUGAAUACUUCUUCCACCACUGCGGCCCAGGUAACAGUACACCUGUGAGAGCCAGGUGUGUUACGUGAGACAGGAAGGAAGAGCGUAGAGAAAUGUGUCAGAUAAGGCUGUUACGUUCAGCCUUAUCUGACAGCACAUGACGUCGCUAAUAGUCUCGCGCUAAUGGUUCCCGCCCCCUCCGGUGACGUCAUGAUACUGGGCCAAAUCUAGCUGAAACCACAGGAAUGCGACACACUUUUUUGUAUUUGCAGCCCAAAGCUACGGUGCUUUUCUGUGUUCAAAUACACUCACGUCUAUGUUGUACACGCCCACCGCCGUUAUCUGUCACCGGGUUAGUUUCCUUCCACGAAGACGUGACGACGAGUGAGUUUAACUUCUUCACGGAAACAACUUUGUUGCUCCAGAGUCUGUUUUCUCCUCCGAGUUCUUCCUCAGCGCUGACAUGAGAUCAGGUGGAUAGCGUGUCGCUGUACCUGUGACUGCAAGUCUGAUGCUAGGCUGCAGCUGCCACGGCCGCCAUCAUGUUCACCAAAAAGAAGAAGUCUCGCAUCCAGAUCUCCGCUCCCUCCAACUUUGAGCAUCGCGUGCACACAGACUUUGACGAGCAGGAGCAGAAGUUCGUCGGGCUGCCGCGGCAAUGGCAUUCGCUCAUCGAAGAUACGGCCAAGCGGCCCAAACCCUUCAUCGACGCGACCGUCAUCACUACUGUAGAGCCGCGCAAGACAAUUGUACGUGGCAGCAAGCUCGGAGUGGACGGCUCUCUGACCUGGCUGCUGGACGAGUUCGACACCAUGUCCGUGACUCGCUCCAACUCCCUGCGACGGGGCAGCCCCCCCAUCCAGCCCCGCAAGGACUCUAGGUCUUCAGGAGGAGGCGGGCAGGAGAACGGAGACCCUCACCACAGACACCACUCACACCCAGACAGAGACCAACCCAGACCGGAACACCACCAGAGCGGAGGUGACCACCGCCAGGGUCCACGCGCGCUCCGUCCUCAGUGGGAUGAGGGAGACCAGGGCCGGCCCCAGCAGCAGCCCCGGGGCCAAGAGCCCAGCCGGGCCCCCAGGGACAGGGACAGGCCUGGCUCCGGCCCUCCUCCUCCACCUCAUAGAGACAGAGAGCAUCGGGAACGGGGUCAGGAGCAGGUGGCUGACAGGGAUCAACCCGGGGACCUCAGGCCAAAGUCCAGCUACACGGUGCGGGACGGCAGCCCUCAGUCUCCCAGAGACAAGAGGCCUCUCUCCGGGCCCAACAUCCGCACCCCAAACCUGCCGGUGACGGAGGACGCGAUGAAGACUGCCCAGCAGACCACGCGGCCAUUUAACACCUACCCGAGGACGGACAGCGAGGGCGGACGCAGCCCCACAGGACAGCCGGUUCGACACCAGGACUCUUCCCCUAAAAACGGCCCCUCUGGCGGCUCCAGCCGAGGCUCCUCCAGCUCCAAGCCCCCCAUAAGCCACCCGCACCCUCAUCACACCUCCCACCCCAGCCUGACCCCCGAGGCCACCCAGCACCCUCACACCCAGCACCCCAACGUUCCGGCCCCGCGGCCCCCAGCGCCGGGUGCUCCGUCUCAGGGCCGCUCGCCGCAGAGGGAGCCGCAGAGGGUUUCCCACGAGCAGUUCAGAGCGGCACUACAGAUGGUGGUGGACCCGGGCGAUCCGCGGACCUACCUGGACCACUACAUUAAGAUCGGGGAGGGGUCGACGGGCAUCGUGUGCAUCGCCACAGUGAAGACCACCGGGAAACUGGUGGCCGUGAAGAAGAUGGACCUGAGGAAGCAACAACGCAGAGAACUCCUCUUCAAUGAGGUGGUGAUCAUGCGGGACUAUCACCAUGAGAACGUGGUGGAGAUGUACAACAGCUACCUGGUAGGAGACGAGCUCUGGGUCGUCAUGGAGUUCCUGGAGGGCGGAGCGCUCACCGACAUCGUGACACACACCAGGAUGAACGAGGAGCAGAUCGCCACGGUGUGUCUGUCUGUCCUGAAGGCUCUGUCCGUCCUCCACACACAGGGCGUGAUCCACAGAGACAUCAAGAGUGACUCCAUCCUCCUCACUCAUGAUGGACGCGUGAAGCUGUCAGACUUUGGCUUUUGUGCCCAGGUGUCUAAGGAAGUGCAAAGAAGGAAGUCUCUGGUGGGAACACCAUACUGGAUGGCACCAGAGCUCAUAUCCAGGCUGCCUUAUGGACCGGAGGUGGACAUCUGGUCUCUGGGUAUCAUGGUCAUAGAGAUGGUGGACGGGGAGCCGCCGUACUUCAACGAGCCGCCGCUCAAAGCCAUGAAAAUGAUCCGAGACAACCUGCCCCCCAAACUGAAGAACCUGCACAAGGUCUCCCCUCUGCUCAAGGGCUUCCUGGACAGGAUGUUGGUGCGAGACCCGGGUCAGAGGGCCUCGGCCAGCGAGCUUCUCAAACACCCCUUCCUGACGAAGGCUGGUCUGCCGUCCUGCAUCGUCCCUCUGAUGAGGCAGAACAGGAUCAGAUGAGACCUCCGGACCCUGGAGGGGCGGCGUGCGCAGGUUCAGAUGGAAUAGAAUACUCCUGCACACAGAGAGGUGGCCCGCAGAGGUCAGAGGUCACGGGGUGAGAGGGCUGCGCUUCAAGGCGACGCCCUCGGAACGAGCCGUGAGCUGCAAAGUGCAAACUGGGUGUGCAGGAGUAUUCUUUUUUUUAUGUGAAUCACUGAACUGUGGGGAGUGUAUUCCCUUAAUAAGAGGCAAUAAGGCUGUGUGUGAGUGUGUGAGUGUGUGAGUGUGUGUGUGUGUGUGUGAGUGUGUGUGUGUGAGUGAGAGUGUAUAAACAUAGUUGGCAGCACUGUUAAUGACAGUGUUUCAUGGCUCACUCAUGCGUGUGGGAGCAGAGGAGCCACAACUUGCCCGUUGAGUGAUUUAAGCCGAUUUCAUUCAAACAUUUUGGUUUUAAUUGAAGACCUGGAAAGAUUGUGGCUGUUUUUUAUUUUUCCAUUUGGACCAUACCUGGAUUUUAAGUGUGAAGUUGGGGUUUUGCACACCAAUAGGAUGCUUUGAAGGAGCCGUGAGCCCGUUGGCUGAUUUUUAGAGACUGGCGGAUCGUCAUUUUUAAUCUCACUGUUAUGACGGUCUGGAAGCCGGAUCUUCUCACUACAAGGACCGAGGCCGCGGACGGAUCCCAGACUCGGACACUACCCUCAUCACACCUACAACCUACUACUGAGGGACAAACACUUUUGACUCAGUGAUGAGUCAGACAGACUUUAUUUUGUAGCCAUAUCAAUUCUAGCUUCCUGUUGUAAACAAGCAAACGUACACUAAGUCAAAAGGUAAACACUGGAGUUGUGUUUUUUCUUUUUUUUUUUUCUUUUUACAGAUGAAUUGUCCUCUGAUUUCCUCCUUAUUUUCAUGUGUAAGUACAAUGAACAUAGAGAGAUACAUCAGUUUUGAUGUUUUGCUAUCUCAAGUUUGUGAUUGUUUUGUUGUUGUUAUUAUUAUUAUUAUUAUUAUUAUGAUUAUGAUUUGUUUCCUGGUUUGUUAUAGAGAGAUGUGAUGAAUUUUGAAGCACUAUCAACGAGAGAUGGAGUCGGCUCUCCCAGUUGAUUCCAGCACGCAGAUAAUCAAAGCUCUGCAUUUCAUUGAGUUGUUUUGUAGACCAGACAUGACUCACGGAGUCAGACUGAGGCAGUGGUUAAGAAAGCAGGAAGAGACAACGACACACCCACUUUAAACUGAAUAGAUGACUAAAUGCUACCCCUGUUUCAGCCUUCUUUGUAUUUUAGUUGUACCAUAGUGUUUUUACCUGAACUAUUCCAGCUGAUAGAGGUAACUGGCGUAAGAAAACGAAUGCUUCUUCUAGGGCAGAAAAUGAACACGAGCUGCUUUUGAGGCAAUCAGCGAGUUGUUGUUUUUAUUCUGUGUUGCUUCCUCAUCACGUCGUAGCUCCCUUCAUUAAACACACGGAGCUGUUUCCAGUAGACGGCCCAUUGAAUGGAUCAAUGUUUGAUUUCCUAGUUACUGCAGAGCGCUCCUGAAGCCACCUCGUGCUGCGAGUGUUUCAUUCUGAAACGAUAACUCGGCACAACACACACAGGAAGGAGUAACAGAUUAAGAAAAGAAAAGCGGCUUUGUUUAGAUUUAUACCUCCCAUGAAUAGAGAUAGUCAUGUGUGUGAAUGAAGAUGUAUACUAUUAUUUUAGGGUUCACGUUUUAGGCUGCGUGAAAAUCCAUUCUGAACACUAGUGAGCAGCUUCUGAUAAUGCACACACACACACUCACACACAAGCUGAAAGACAUUCCUGUCACUGAAAGUUAAAGUUCAUUUACCCACCAAAGUACCAAAAUAAAUAGAUUUGCAUCAGGCCUCAGUUGAUUUCAUAACGAGAUAUCACUAGUGUGCUGCAGGGCGACGUCAUCACACCGGUUCCCUCGACAAAAAGCAAACAAAUGCUUCUGAUACUUACACCUUUCGUUCAUUAAGAUAAUCUUCACAAGUGAACACCACUUUUAUGAUAUUUGAUGCGUGAAGUAAAAUGCUAACAUUGGCUAUAAAGGUCACGUGGCUUCACGUCAGCCCCACUUGUCUGAAGGCGGACUAUCAGCGGUCUCAUAGAGCCACGCCUCUUUUAAGGCACGUCAGAGCUUCAACAUUCACAAGAACGGUAUUUACUGAUGUAUUUUAUGUAAUCUUCUGUUAAACACAGACCUUAUUUCAGGCAUCUAACCAAAAACCCAUCUACUUCAAGACGAGGGAACCAGAGGUGAAACACCGCUGACUCAUUUCUGGGUUCCUGCAGCGCUCUAUAACAGGAUUCUGUUUGUUGUCGAACACAAGAACUCCAAAUGUGCUGAAACCAGCUUUCAAGUUGGAGUAAAUACACCCUGUUGUUUUCAUCAGAUCAGGACAUUCAGAUCGGUCACCGCUUUCAAAUACCCAAAAGAAACUGUAGAGAGUUGAUCCGUUCAGGUCGGGCUGUUGCACACCCACGCCUGUAGGCUCACACUGAGAGUCAGGAGAUGACACGAGAGAUAAGGCUCUGUUGUACUUCAGCAUUCUCCAGGUGAUGCGACAUAAACACGGCCUGCAGUCUGUUUCCAUUCCUUCUAUGUCUUCCAGCUCAGCUGCUGCAGAGCUCUCUCAUCGCUCAGGUUUGUUUUUCGAUGACUCUUCUCCACCCUGAAUGCUUCCUGCUGACGUAGCGCUGCUCCAGAAGGAACACGCACACUUUUGAUGUCGUCUUCCCUCACUUUUUGUCAAAGUCAAGACUGUAGCUGAACAGGAGGGAGACGGUGGAUAUAUAUGCCUCAGAAAGGUUGUAUGUUUUAUCGAUGAUGAUUCAGACACCAAAUCUAUUAUUCACAUUUUAGUUUUGGCCCAAAAAGAAGAUUUAGAUGGUUCAACCUUUCGUUUCAACCAUCUUUUCCCCCAAAUAAUGUCAAAUUCAUAAAAAGCGUAAGAGAAGAGCAGGGUGAAGGCUUCUUGUUUGAUUUCUAACAUUGUGGAUCGUUCCUGCAAAGCACAGCCAGCUCUGGUUAGAAGAGAACGAUGUGAACUCACGUCACUAUUACUGUUACUUGAUGAUGUGUCGCUCCAGUAGGUGAAGAAGAAGUGCAUCAAAGCAGCGGUACCCUUCGGAAAACGCUUCCUUCCAUCGUUGUCUGUAGCCUCAAGCCGUAGUAAUGAACCCCGUGGUCUCUGGACUCUUUGUGUUUCAGAGGAAACGUAGUUUCCACUUCUGAAAACAUCUUCUCGUGUUUACGGCCUAGUAAAGAUUUGAGACGCUGCAGGCUGAACGUUGGUUAAUCAUAACAUUGCCACUUCACUGAGAAGACAUUUCUGGUGGGCGUUUUUGUACUUCGUGUCCUCGGAUACUUGGCAGACAGUCAAUUUACGUGUGUGUGUGUGUGUGUGACUGUGUGUGUGACUCACAGAUUACGAAACUUGUUGUGAGGAUCCAUGUUUAUAAUCGGAGCUGAAUGACAAUCGGAUGUAGUCGAGGUGAUUCAGUUUGGGCUGAGACACUUUCUGUUUUUCUUCACGGUCAGAAUCUCAAAUUACACUCUUGAAUCUGCAUAUAUUGAUUCAUCACUUACUAUACUUUUGAAUAAUUUUAAACAUUUUUUGGGGACUGAAAACAAAUGGACUUUGUAAUGAAGGGGAGAGAGAACCUGCCUCCUGCUAAAUGCUGGUAAAUUGGAUCUGGUGUGUUUAGAGAGACCAAAGCAGCCGGUGAAAAUGACUGCAUCUCUACAUGUGACAGUUGGAGUAAGAGUAGAGUAAUGGGACCACUGAUGGAGGGAACUAGUACUAUUUCUCCCACUAAAUAAAUAUGAAUGUGUGAGUAAAAUGUCGUCAUAGAAUGAAGUCGGUUGUUUCAAGAGCAGAAAGGUUGGGCUCAAUAAGGUUAAAUGGAUUACAGGCAUGUUUGAGCGUUUCCUUUCAAAACGAACCCGGUUAUCGAUCCACGCGUCCUGUACCAUAAAUAGUUUUAUUUACAUGACAUUAUCCUUAAACCUGUGGUAUUAAGGUGCUUGUUGAUUUCUCAUUUGAAGUGUAUCAAAAUUAUUCUUCUGUUUCACAGUGAUCAUGUGGUUACUGAGGCUCGUUGACCAACCGGCCUGUGCUUUCAAAUAUGUGACAGAAAUACGUUUAGAUUCUCACUGACUCGCCUUUUUUCCUUUUUAAAAGCUGAUUUUGUUGCAGUUUUGAUAUGUUUUUGGUCAAACAUGGGAUUGCAACAACUGUUCCUCCGCCAUCUUGUUUUUGUAUAUUUCACUGGUGUUGUAAAAAAAAAAAAAUACAAAAAAACAUAGACUUCACUUUGCAAAUUUUCUUUUUUCUUUUUUUCUUUGCAAAUACAGAUUUUGUAAAAGUAAUCCACGGAGUGUGUUUUCUGUUCUACUUGUAUGCUCUCAACAGACGGACGAGGUGUUCUUCACUCACUCCUGAAGAAGUAACACGUGGUCUCACACACACUUGUGUUACAGAGUGUGUAGCGUGAGGAUGGACGUUACGCAUGCUGUCUGGUUACUGGACGUCGGCUCAAAAGGCAAAGCAGCUCUUUGAUUGUGAAAGAUUAACGGCUCAAAUCUGCUGAUGUUUCACAUCACAAAUCAGAUCUCAAACUAUUUAUUGACAAUUGAAACUUACUCUUUCAGACGAGACCAUUUUCGCUGCCUUAUAUUCUUUCACCACCGAGCCGAUCGGUAUACACGAGAUUAGAUUCUCAGUCUCUGGCUUCAAAGGACUUGGUGAACCAACGUGACACUCGUUUGAAAAGCUUUUUGCACCGUAAGCGUCGGCAUCCUCUCUUGUGAGGAUUUAUAAUCACAAUUCAUAAGCUAGUAGACAUUUAGCUAAAUGAAUUCAUGGGUUUAAAAAUAUGACUUGCAUGCGAUAAUCCAACUUUGUGAUGUUAGUCAUUGCAUGAUAUAGAGAUAAUCAGAUCAGCGUCAACCAGCACAGCGACAAUCAAUCACUUCGUUUACGACCAUUAAAUUAAUCUGCAACUAUAUUGAUAAUCAGUUUGAGUGUUUUUUUUAAGAAAAAAAAAAGUCUAAAUCCUCUGAUUCCAGCUAAAUGUGAAUAUCGUCUAGUUUGGUUCCUCCUGUGAGAGGGUCAUGUGAAUAUCUCUAAAUACCUUUGAGGAAGUAAAGAAAGGAGUAAGUGAGGACAUUUUAUAGACCAAACCAUUCUUUGAGAAAAUGAUUUACAGAUCAGUCGACGAUGAAGUUCAUCCCUCGUUGUAGCCCUUGAGUCAACUGUUGCACCAAGAGACAUGGCAUUAAAACAACAAGAGGCCAAGAGGUGCAAAUGACCAUCAGUUGAACUGAUUGAUGUGCAUUAUUUAUAGUGGACAUGAGAGUUUAGCGCACUGCGAAUUUAACAGAUGUACUGCAUACAAAGUGGACAUACUGGACAUUUUGGCAUCCAUCGUUUGACGUACAGAAUCGAUUGCACCGCACCCCGCUGUGCUCUCUCUUGCUGCUGCGCGCUGAGCUCUCAGUGCUUCUUUCCUUUUAGGAGUCAUUAAAGGAAGCGAUGCACCACCAACUUUUAUGUCCAUAUGAAUUUGGCUCCACGGUUUCAGAUGUUGAGUCAUCCCUCACCUACCUGACUAAUUACAGGUCUGAACGAGUCCCCCACAUGAGCUGCAGAUUCAGCAUCAGUGCGAGCCCUCUUUCUCUCUAUUGCAUCACAGCAGCAGGCGGCACACUUGUAUUUUUAGCACUUCCGUCGAGGCGGUGGAAGCAACUCAGCUGCAGCUCUGCAGCUUUUACUGUAAACAGUCGGCCUGAGGGGUGGGCCCCCUCCAAACAAUGUGGGCUAGCACAGACCACAGACCAGCUGUGUUUGUGGUCCGUGUAUCUGUGUGUGCAUCUCACAAGAUUAGAAAGUAAAACAACUAGUAUGAAGGUGCAACAAACACAACACGGAGGACAAAGUACAUCUGCUUUACUAGUUAGAACUAAACGUGUAAAACUGUAAUAAAUACACGAGCAACGGAAGCUAUGCAUGUAAUGUUUUGAUUAUUAAUACUUUAAAUUAUCUGUGAUAACCACCACUUUUGUCUGACUAAAAAAGGAAUUGAUAUGAAAUGUUGUGCAAACAUUCAUGUUCCCCAGAGGAUGUUCCCUAUUGACUUUUCCUCUGUAGCACCACCAGCUGGUCAAAGCAUUCACUUAUUCUGUGUAGUAUCUCUAUCUGCCUGAAGGAUUGGCUCAAUGACGUUUGCGAUCUCCAGACGAUGAGUCCUGGUGAUCUUGGUGUUAUAAUCUAAACAUGGCACUAAUAUUCAAGUUCAGUUGGUAAAGUCUGGCGCCAUCAUUGGGGCG